AUGACUGUCAAAGAUGGUGCUCGUUUUGACUUUGUCGUCGUUGGAGGUGGCACUGCAGGCAACACUGUUGCAAGCCGUCUUGCAGAGAACCCCAAUGCCACCGUUCUCGUUCUAGAGGCCGGGGUGGGUAAUCCUCAUGAGAUAGAUGAGAUUACCACUCCUGCAGAGGCGAUGGACCUCCGCAACAGUAAGUAUGACUGGGCCUACAAAACCACCAUGGUCAAGCGUGACGACUAUGAGCGCGUCGAAAAGCCCAACACGCGCGGUAAAGCCCUUGGUGGAAGCUCUUCACUUAACUACUUUACCUGGGUACCCGGAUGUAAGCCUACCUUCGAUAUGUGGGCCGAGUAUGGAGGUAAAGAGUGGACAUGGGAUCACCUUGUUCACUAUCUCCGAAAGAGUGCGACCUACCACGACGACGAAAAGAUAUACCCCGAAUACCUCAAGAAGAUCGGCCUAGGCGGUCCUAUUCCUAUCGCCCACUCAGAACUCAUCCCGGAGAUGCAACCAUUCCGUGAUCGGCUCACGAAAGCGUGGAAGUCGACGGGCCAGCCGAUGACUGAUAACGUCUUUGAUGGCGAGUUAAAUGGUUUGACCCAUAGUGUCAAUACUAUUUAUAAAGGCCAGCGUUCCGGAAGCUUCUUGGCCCUGCAAAACAAACCUAAUGUCACUAUUCUCGCUGAAGUUCACUCCAAAUGUCUCGUUAUCGAUGAAGCCGACCGGAUUUGCAAGGGAGUGACCGUUAUCACCGCGUCUGGUGAUGAACUGAGCUUCUACGCUACUCGAGAGGUGAUUAUCAGCGAGGGCGUAUUUGAGUCCCCUAAGCUGUUAAUGCUUAGCGGCAUCGGUCCAAAGGAAGAGUUGACCAAACAUGGUAUCCGCACGCUCGUAGACUCCCCCCACGUUGGCCAACAUUUACUCGACCACCCGGGAGUCCCAUUCGUGCUAAGAAUGAAAGAAGGAUACGGUAUGGAUGGCCACAUUCUUCGCAAGGGCCCACAACAUACAAAGGCUCUUGCAGCCUACAAGAAGAACCAUGGCGGGCCGAUGGGAUCUGGAUUCCUGGAGAUGGUCGGAUUCCCUCGCAUUGACAAGUAUCUAGAGAAAGAUUCAGACUACCGCAAAGCUAAAGCUGCAAAUGGCGGUGUCGAUCCCUUCUCUCCUCUUGGUCAACCACAUUUCGAGCUCGACUUUGUGUGCCUGUUCGGCAGUGCUUUUCAAUGGCACUACCCAACCCCUAAGACGGGCGAGUACAUGACCGUUAUGGUUGACCUUGUUCGUCCCGUCUCUGAUCCUGGCGAGGUGACGCUCAACAGCGCCGACCCGCUGCAGCAAGCGAACAUCAAUCUGAAUUAUUUCAACAAUGAUUUAGAUGUGAUUGCUAUCCGGGAGGGCAUCAGAUAUAGCUACGAUAUCCUAAAGCACGGAGAGGGCUUCAAAGAUAUCAUCGAGGACGAAUAUCCCUGGGAAAUGCCCCUGGACGAUGACGCGUUGAUGAAGAGAACCGUUCUGGAUCGCUCUCAGACUUCAUUCCAUCCCUGCGGUACAACCCGCCUGUCGAAGAGUAUCGACCAGGGAGUGGUGGAUCCGGGCCUCAAAGUGCACGGAAUCAAAAACUUGCGCGUGGCGGAUGCUUCUGUGAUCCCCGUCAUCCCCGACUGUCGAAUUCAAAACUCGGUUUACAUGUGUGCGGAGAAGGGAGCCGACAUGAUCAAGGCCGACCACCGGGAUCUUUAUGUACAUUGA
Penicillium atrosanguineum is the source of this 1746-nucleotide messenger RNA. RefSeq names its product GMC family oxidoreductase. The coding region runs from base 1 to 1746 and encodes 581 amino acids. Lineage: Eukaryota; Fungi; Ascomycota; Eurotiomycetes; Eurotiales; Aspergillaceae. Gene Ontology annotation, molecular function: flavin adenine dinucleotide binding; oxidoreductase activity, acting on CH-OH group of donors. The transcript has a single exon. The record is from RefSeq and is a predicted model, not a curated record.